Messenger RNA from Odocoileus virginianus texanus, 2725 nucleotides. The record is from RefSeq and is a predicted model, not a curated record. Lineage: Eukaryota; Metazoa; Chordata; Mammalia; Artiodactyla; Cervidae.
AUGCUAGUGGUGAGAAAAAGUGCUCUUUUACUAUCCGACCAACAGAGAGCUCAGCCUCUGGAUCAGACAGAUGUGAGCGAUCAGACAGUUUUGUGUGGCUGUGGUCACCUUGAAGCAGCUGGUGCUGGGAAGCAGCUUUGCUUGCAUCCCGGCUUGGUCACCGAGGCAGCUCUGAGCUGGUGGUCCUUCCCUUUCCCGAAGCAGGGCAGUGCUUUGCUGCUGGGAAUGACAGCUACUGAGGGUGUGGGGGCGGCGGGAAACUUCCCCCUGGGGCGGAGCCGGAGACAGAGCACCUUUGAUGUGGAUCUAUUUAAACAGCAGAACCUCUGUGGGAUACCACCCCACACAGGAAGACUAUCUCACCAUCUCAUCUGGAAUGACGUGAGGCGCCAGCAGCCUUUUUAUUCUAAUUAUUCCGCAAACAAUAGUGAAUGUCUACCAGGUCCCAGGCACUGCCUUCCACACUCAGGCUUCACAGAGAGAGAAGCUCCACUCUUCAGAAGCUCCCUAUUUGUAGAGAAGCCAGCAGCCUCCCCGCAUUAUUUGGGAACAAUGUGGGCCUGGAUACUGUGGACGCUCCCUCUACUCUGCAAAUUUGGCCUGGCAGACCUGCCAACUAAGCCUGAGAACAUUUCUUGCGUCUUCUACUAUAAAAAUUUUACUUGCACCUGGAGUCCAGAGAAAGAAGCUAAUUUUAUAUCAUACACAGUCAGGAGAACUUCGUGUUAUUUACAUGAAAAUGAUACUUGUAAUUCUACAAGUGAAAAUGGUUCUUCAUGCUCUUUUUAUUCAAGAUUAACACCACCAGAUAUUUACAUUAUUCAAGUGGAGGCUCAAAAUGCAUACGGUAUAAUUAAAUCUGAUAUAACAUAUUGGGACUUAAAUACCAUAACUAAAAUCGAGCCUCCUAAGAUUUCCAGUGUAAAACCAGUUUUGGGCCUCAAAAAAAUGGUUCAAAUAAAAUGGACACAGCCUGUGUUGGCACCUAAGUCAUCUACUUUAAAUUAUACACUUCGAUUCAGAGCAGUAAAUAGUACCCACUGGAUGGAAGUCAACUUCACCAAAUGCUGUGUGAAUGAAGAAGAAGCAUAUAACCUCACAGGGCUGCAGGCUUUUACAGAGUACGUUGUGGCUCUGCAAUGUGUGGCUCACAAGUCAAGGUUCUGGAGUGGCUGGAGUCAAGAAAAAAUGGGAAUAACUAUGGAAGAAGCUCCACAUGGCCUGGAUCUAUGGAGAGUCCUGAGAUCAGACAAAGUGGAUGGAAAAAGGACAGUGCAGUUGUUGUGGAAGAAGGCAAAAGGAACCCCAGUCCUGGAGAAAGUACUUGGUUACAACAUAUGGUAUUUUCCAGAAAAUAAUACUAACCUCACAGAGACAUUGAACACUACUAACCAGCAGCCUGAACUGUACCUGGGAAACCAGACCUACUGGGUACAUGUGAUUUCUUAUAAUUCUCUUGGGAAAUCUCCAGAGGCCACCUUGAGGAUUCCAGCUAUUGAUGAAAAGUUGUUCCAGUGCAUUGAGGCCAUGCACACCUGCCUCACUCAGGACCAGCUGGUGGUGGAGUGGCAAAGCUCUGCUCUGGAGGUCAAUACAUGGAUGGUGGAGUGGGUCCCAGACUUGGACUCAAAGCCCUUGGCCAUUUCCUGGGAGUCUGUGUCUCAUACCAGGAACUGGACAAUCCAGCAAGAUGAACUGAAACCUUUCUGGUGCUAUAAUAUCUCUGUGUAUCCAAUGUUGCAAAACCGAGUGGGCGAGCCAUUUUCCAUCCAGGCUUAUGUCAAAGAAGGUGUUCCAUCAGCAGGUCCCAUGACGAAGGUGGAAAACAUUGGUGUGAGGACAGUCACAAUUACAUGGAAGGAGAUUCCCAAGCAUCAGAGAAAUGGUUUCAUCAACAAUUACACCAUAUUUUACCAAGCUGAAGAUGGAAAGGAAUUCUCCAAGACAGUCAACUCCAGCAUCCUGAAGUAUGACCUGGAGUCCCUGACACGAAAGACCUCUUACACUGUUCGGGUCAUGGCCAGCACCAGAGCUGGGGGAGCUAAUGGCCCCGGGAUAAGCUUCAAGACAUUGUCAAUUAGUGUCUUUGAGAUUUUUCUUGUAACUUCUCUGGUUGGAGGGGGCCUUCUUAUUCUCAUCCUCCUGACGGUGGCAUAUGGCAUCAAAAAACCCAACAAACUGAAGCACCUAUGUUGGCCUGAUGUUCCCAACCCUGCUGAAAGCAGUAUAGCCAUGUGGUGUGGGGAUGAUUUCAAGGGAAAGCUAAAUCUGAAGAAGUUUGACAACUCUGUGAACAGAGAAGAAGACAGGAUUCUAAAACCAUGUUCUUCACCCAAUGGCCUUAUUGACAAGUUGGUGGUGAACUAUGAGAAUUUUUUGGAAGUGGUUUCCGCUGAGCAUCCUGGGAAGGGUUGGAAAAAUAUCUUGGGAGGGGAAAAGAAUGAGUACGUGACCUCCCCAAACAGGCCUUAUUGUCCUACUGUUUCAACCGAGAUUCCACCCAGAGGGUCCCAGUGCCUGUGUCCUGGGGUGCUAGAGGAGACCUGCUCAGAAGCCAGAGGGCAGCUUCUCCCUCCCGCCCAAGGCUUUGGGCCAGACCAUCUCUGUGAGGAAGGAGCAUCAAACCCAUACUUGAAAAAUUCAGUGACAACCAGAGAAUUUCUUGUGUCUGAAAAACUUGCAGAGCAAAUCCAAAGAGAAGUCUAAGUGCUGCUGUGACUUGAAU